Molecule: messenger RNA, 505 nt
Organism: Drosophila navojoa
Lineage: Eukaryota; Metazoa; Arthropoda; Insecta; Diptera; Drosophilidae
Gene: ND-13B
Product: NADH dehydrogenase (ubiquinone) subunit ND-13B
Biological process (GO): respiratory electron transport chain
Cellular component (GO): respiratory chain complex I
Source: RefSeq, a predicted model, not a curated record
ACUUUUUGUCAAAAUAUUUUGUCAUUGGUUUUAGCUGAAUUUCGAGAAAUUACAGCUUAGUUUAAAUAAAUAACAUGGCGAAAAUAUUGAAAGCGUCCACUGGAUUAACCGGCUUGGCAGUAGCCACCAACCCGCACCACACACUGUCCGCCCUGUACGGCAAGAUUCUGCGUGCUGUAGCCAAAAUGCCACAGGACGCCGCCUACCGCAAAUAUACCGAGCAGAUAGUCAAGCAGCGCGCGGAUGCUGUGGCAAAGAACAAGGAUAUUAGCGCAUUGGAGAAGUCCGUGGGCUGCGGCCAGGUGGAGGAGCUGAUCGUCCAGGCCGAGAACGAAUUGAUUCUCGCACGCAAAAUGCUCGGCUGGAAGCCGUGGGAGAAACUGGUGCAGACAGCGCCACCCAAGCAAUGGGACUGGCCCCCAGCACAAAUCCUUGAACCCAAAGUCUAGUGAAUUAACACAUUUAUUUGAACUGUAUGCAAUAAAAGCUAAGGUCGAAAUCUAGC